GAGCCUGGCAGGCGGUGUAUGGUUGGUUGGUUGGUUUGUGGUUGUGUUGGAAGUCUCGCUCGCUUGUCAAUAUCACGCAAAACGAAUGCAUUAAUGCUAAGAGAUGGGAAUCUUGCAAUCAUGCUUCCACGACGAACUGCUGUAGCGCUGCUCGCCCUGUGUGGAUUAAUAGCGGUCGGCGAUGCUCUCAAGUGUAAUUGCACGGCAUGUGAGAACACCGGAUAUGUGUGCGAGACUGAUGGGGCCUGCAUGACCUCUACGUCCCACAUCAAUGGUCAGGAGGAGCGGCAAGUACGGAUCUGCCUCCCUAGGGUCAACCUGGUUCCACCCGGACAGCCCGUCUACUGCCUGAGUGCCAAAGGCCUGCUCAACACGCACUGCUGCUAUACAGACUUCUGCAACAGCAUCAACCUCCAGAUUCCCAACGGGAUUCCUGAAGGUAAAGGGGGAAGUUGGGGUCCAGUAGAGCUGGUGGCAGUGAUAGCAGGCCCGGUCUUCCUCUUUUGCUUGCUGCUUAUCGUUGGAGUGCUCGUUUUCCAGUACCACCAACGGAACUAUAACCACCGGCAGCGACUCGACGUUGAGGAUCCGUCCUGUGAUCAUUUGUACUUGGCCAAAGACAAGACCUUACAGGAUCUCAUCUUCGAUCUGUCCACCUCUGGUUCAGGAUCUGGUCUGCCCUUGUUUGUUCAGAGGACAGUGGCUAGGACAAUUGUAUUGCAGGAGAUCAUAGGUAAAGGUCGUUUUGGGGAAGUAUGGAGGGGGAGAUGGAGAGGAGGGGAUGUGGCUGUGAAGAUCUUUUCAUCCAGAGAGGAGCGCUCCUGGUUCCGCGAGGCUGAGAUUUACCAGACCAUCAUGCUCCGUCAUGAGAACAUCUUAGGCUUCAUUGCUGCUGAUAAUAAAGACAAUGGCACAUGGACACAGUUGUGGCUGGUGUCAGACUACCAUGAACAUGGCUCAUUAUUUGACUAUCUCAACCACUACUCUGUCACUAUCGAGGGGAUGAUUAAGUUAUCACUCUCAGCAGCCAGUGGCUUGGCACAUCUGCACAUGGAGAUCUUGGGAACGCAGGGGAAACCAGGCAUUGCACAUCGUGACCUGAAAUCUAAAAACAUCCUGGUGAAAAAGAAUGGUACUUGUGCCAUAGCAGAUCUGGGGCUCGCUGUACGGCACGAGUCCAUCACUGAUACUAUAGACAUCGCCCCCAAUCAGAGGGUUGGCACCAAAAGAUAUAUGGCCCCAGAGGUAUUAGAUGAAACGAUCAACAUGAAGCAUUUUGAUUCUUUCAAGUGUGCUGAUAUCUACGCUUUGGGACUGGUAUACUGGGAGAUUGCGCGACGGUGUAAUGCUGGAGGCAUCCAUGAAGAUUACCAGCUUCCCUACUAUGAUCUGGUGCCCUCUGAUCCCUCCAUAGAAGAGAUGAGGAAGGUGGUUUGUGACCAGAGACUACGGCCCAAUGUGCCCAACUGGUGGCAGAGCUAUGAGGCGCUGAGAGUGAUGGGAAAGAUCAUGCGGGAGUGUUGGUAUGCCAACGGAGCGGCGCGGCUUACGGCUCUGCGGAUAAAGAAGACUCUCUCGCAACUCAGCGUUCAAGAAGACGUUAAGAUCUGAAACGCGCGGGACACCGCAGAGACGAACAAGCGAAUAAUAAAGACUUGCGCCAAAAGCAGCCUGCCAGUUUUAGCCCUUUUUUGAACCUUCGAAAGUUGUGACGAGGCCUACCUCACCAUCUAAGACGAAACUACUGAGUCUGAGUCCAUCCCAGCCCUUUUCCAUUUCUCCAACAUCAACGUUCCCAAUCAUGGAUGAGCCUCCAACCGCUGACAUCAGCGCAACCUCCCUCCAUGGACCUACGGUUGUUGAAUUAUUUUAGUUUUUUUGGCAGGAAUGACAAUUGAACUGUGACUGGCAUUUUGAUUUUAUCAUUGUUUUUAUUUCACCACUUUUGUCCAAAAUGGACUUCUUGAAAGAAUGUGUUUAGAUUUGAUUUGUUCAACCUCAUUCAUUAAUACACCAUAUGUCAUAUUUCAGCGUCAAUCUACAAUUAUAGUGCUCUACUGCUGUUGUGAGAAUGUGAAAAAACGUGGAUAACACUGUCUCCUCCUGUUAUGACUAGCAAUUCAUGUACAAAGCUAAGUGUAGCAAAGCGGACACACCGCGACCGUGUGACCAAGUGGCAUUGCAGUUCUUUGUUCCUGUGGAAGAAAUGAAGGAGUGCAGAUCAUAUACUCGUGUAAAAAUCAGCCUAUUUAUCUUUCUUUAGGCUGCGUUUGUUAAAAAUGUCAAAACCAUCAAUGUGGUUUUGGCUUCAAAUGCUUUUAAAUUUUCACAGGGAGAGUGUGUGUGCAUGUUUUUUGUUUUAUUUA
Molecule: messenger RNA, 2366 nt
Organism: Rhinichthys klamathensis goyatoka
Lineage: Eukaryota; Metazoa; Chordata; Actinopteri; Cypriniformes; Leuciscidae
Gene: acvr1ba
Product: activin A receptor type 1Ba
Exons: 9
Coding region: 19-1611 (530 amino acids)
Biological process (GO): activin receptor signaling pathway; cellular response to growth factor stimulus; protein phosphorylation
Cellular component (GO): activin receptor complex; plasma membrane
Molecular function (GO): ATP binding; activin binding; activin receptor activity, type I
Source: RefSeq, a predicted model, not a curated record